Drosophila bipectinata is the source of this 880-nucleotide messenger RNA. It is a transcript of the gene Arl6, whose product is annotated as ADP ribosylation factor-like 6. Gene Ontology annotation, molecular function: GTP binding; GTPase activity. Gene Ontology annotation, cellular component: cytoplasm; axoneme. NCBI's taxonomy places the organism in Eukaryota, Metazoa, Arthropoda, Insecta, Diptera, Drosophilidae. Gene Ontology annotation, biological process: vesicle-mediated transport; intracellular protein transport; protein localization to cilium. The record is from RefSeq and is a predicted model, not a curated record.
UAGCCCUUAUUUUCAAUGUCAGGCCAUGGGUGAACUUGAACACUUGCGUGGGCGAAUGAAUCGGCAGCGGAUGUGGGUGCCAAAGUUGAAGGUGGCCAAAUGUUUCAAUAAAUCGAUGUCGACACUACCACCUUGUCGGUUGCCAUGACAACCUCAGGUCCUUUGCAGGGCCAAACAUGCCACAAUUAUCACGGACUUUAGCUGUAAACAAAAUAGAACCGAUGCCAGUUCAAUAAUAAAAUGGGAAUGUUGCACAAUUUGGCCGACUUGAUAAAGAUUAAGAAGGAUAAAAUGACGAUCCUGGUCCUGGGCCUGAACAACAGUGGAAAAUCAUCCAUAAUCAACCAUUUCAAAAAGUCCAGUGAGCAGACCAGUAUUGUGGUGCCCACAGUUGGUUUCAUGGUGGAGCAAUUCUACAGCAUGUCUGGUGUCAGCAUAAAGGCGAUUGAUAUGUCGGGCGCCACGCGGUAUAGGAACCUCUGGGAGCACCAGUUUAAGAACUGUCAUGGAAUAAUAUACGUCAUUGACUCCAGCGAUCGAAUGAGAUUUGUUGUGGUCAAGGAUGAGUUGGAUCUGGUCCUGCAACAUCCAGACCUGUCCAACCGCAUAGUGCCAAUUCUUUUCUAUGGCAACAAGUCCGAUGUGGAGGACUCCUUGUCUUGCGUUAAAAUAGCAGCAGCCCUGAGAUUGGAGAACAUCAAGGAGAAACCGUGGCACAUCUGCUCCAGCAACGCCAUAUCCGGCGAGGGACUCGGCGAAGGUGUCCAAUGGCUCAUCCAGCAAAUGAGAUUCGCGAUGUUGAGCAACAAAGACGCCACCAAAGCCAAAGCCAAGCACUCCAAAUAAUCAUCUAAAUCUUUAAUAAAAAUAUCGUUUGUUU